CGAAAUGUUGCUUUACAAGGUUAUAUAACCUCACUGUAUUUCACAACAUAACCUAAAAAUGCUGCUGACAUGACAAGAUAACAAAACUACAAAAAUCAAAAUGGGAAGAAAUAUCCUCAAAAGUAGCGUCCAAAACGCUUCCUUUAGUAUAAUAUUUCAAAUACUUUUUCGAUGCAUUACUUUUGUACUUAAUGCAUUUAUUAUUCGAACUGUAGGCCAGGAAGUUUUAGGAAUAAUGAAUGUAAGACUUCUGCUCCUGGAGUCAACCAUCCUAUUUCUCUCCAAGGAGCCCAUAAUGAAAGCUUGUUUGACGGACACAAAGUCGCACAAUUGGGCACAAGUGAUUAAUCAAAUUUGGCUUUCGGUCCCCAUGACUGCGAUUUUAAGUCUAGGGUUGGUCUACACAUGGAUCAAUAUUUUAAGUCCCACUGAUGAAAUUUAUGCCACCCAGUAUAGAUUAGGUUGUUAUGCUAUUGCUCUUUCAUGCAUAGUAGAGCAAAUGACUCAAAGUGUAGUCCUCGUUGCCCAAAGUUUCCUAUUUGUUAAACUCAAAGUUGUUAUUGAGACAAUUUACAUAGUGAGCCGUACCAUAAUUUUCGUCUACUUAGUGAUUGGAAGCCCCAAUCAAGCUAUCAAUGCGUUUUCGUGCGCGCAAGUGGCAUCAGCAAUAAUUUUAUGUUUGCUGUAUUACGGUUACUUUAUAUGGUACAUUUAUCGUUUAAAUAAUAUUAAAUCAGGGACUAGCGUUAGUACAAAAAAUUUUUCUGACAUGGACGACUUUCCCUUCACUUCAAUCACAGAAUUCUUCCCUGGAAUGAUGGAAAAUUAUGAGCGUUUUUUGAAUAGAGAUUUGUGCGUUUUGACAAUCAGUUUUGCCAAACAGUCCAUUAUUAAGCAAGUUUUGACUGAGGGAGAGCGUUAUGUGAUGACGGUGUCUCCGGUUAUGAGUUUCAGUCAACAAUCCAUGUAUGACAUUGUGAAUAAUUUGGGGAGUUUAGCGGCUAGAUUUAUUUUUCGACCGAUCGAAGAAAGCGCCUAUUUUUAUUUUACACAAAUGAUAAAAAGGGAUGAAGCUGUGGCCAAACAAAAUCAAAGAUAUAUCUCAGAAUCAGCGACUGUUUUAAGCCAACUUUGUAAUAUUGUAACUAGUAUAGGUUUGAUUGUUGUUACUUUCGGGCAAAGCUACAGUUACACGUUGUUGUAUCUUUAUGGGGGCGACAAACUAGUGGAAACUCAUCUUCCAGUUACAUUGUUGAGGUUCCACAGUUUCGCCGUAGUAUUAUUAGCUAUAAAUGGAGUAACUGAAGGUUAUGUUUUUGCAACUAUGAAUAAUAAGCAACUAGAUAGGUACAACUAUAUAAUGGUGAUAUUCUCUGUGAGUUUUCUAGUCAUAUCAUUCGUCCUUACAAAUAUACUAGGCCCAGUGGGUUUUAUUUUGGCCAAUUGUGUCAACAUGUUGGCACGAAUUAUCCAUAGUCUUAUCUACAUUUAUAAAAAAUAUCAGGGAACUACUUACAAACCCUUAUCUGGGUUAAUUCCUAGUCAAAAAUUCCUCUUGGUCCUGCUCAUAUCCGGCGUCAUCACUAAAACAUCAGAAGUUAUUGUUACAUCUAUACCUCUUCACAUUCUUAUUGGAGGGGUUUGUUUCAUAUCUACAUUAGCGGUAUGGGCAAUUGAGAAUAAAUCUAUAUUGAGGUUAGGAUAUGAUAAGUAUAAACGACGAAUGUCAACAAAAACUGAUUAACUUUACACAAUAAAUGUUAUUCUAUAAUCAA
Zophobas morio is the source of this 1775-nucleotide messenger RNA. Its product is annotated as protein RFT1 homolog. Gene Ontology annotation, cellular component: endoplasmic reticulum membrane. The transcript has 5 exons. The record is from RefSeq and is a predicted model, not a curated record. Gene Ontology annotation, biological process: dolichol-linked oligosaccharide biosynthetic process; glycolipid translocation. The coding region runs from base 101 to 1744 and encodes 547 amino acids. Lineage: Eukaryota; Metazoa; Arthropoda; Insecta; Coleoptera; Tenebrionidae.